Molecule: messenger RNA, 754 nt
Organism: Paramecium primaurelia
Lineage: Eukaryota; Ciliophora; Oligohymenophorea; Peniculida; Parameciidae
Source: the annotation of a GenBank genome assembly
AUGAUUUUUUUGCUAUUAUCUAUAUCUACAGUGAUAGCUAGAUCUAUUUAAGCUAAUAAAGCAUAUCAAAUUGAAAGUUACUCUAAUCUUAAACAUGAACAUCAUCAUCAUCAAUUCAAAAUCAAAGUACCUGGAACUGGAAUAGUCUAAUUAGAACCUUCAAUAGGAACUGUAAUUUUUGCAAUCGAAAUCUAAGAUAAAAAUGCAAAUGUGGCUCUAGAGAAUGCAAAUACCUUAGUCACUAAGGCUGUGGAUGAAAUUAAAUAUAGUCUUUUUAGAGAUGACUAUACAAUUUAGACUGGAAUCUUUUAACUUUCUUUGAGAUAUGAUUACACAUCAGGAACACAACAAUUAAUAGGAUAUUCAGUUACAAAUUAAUUAUAUGUAACAACAAAGGAUUUAUAAUUGAUUGGUAAAAUUAUUACUGUGGGUGUUAAUGCAGGUUUAAAUAGAAUAGAUGGAGUUAAUUAUUCAAAUAACCAAGAUGAAAUGACUAAAGCUAAUAAUGAGGCAAUCAAAUUAGCUAUUUAAGAUGCUGAACGAAAAGCAAAAUAAAUUGCUGAGUCAUUAAAACUAGAAUUUAGUGAGAUUCUUCACUUUAAAUAUUUGGAUAAUUAUAAUAAUCCUGUAACAGAUGUUUAUGGUCCUAAAGCAGCAGGAAUGGCAACUAAAUCAUCAGGUACUCCAACUCCUAUUUUUGCAGCUAAAAAUAAUGUUAGAGUAGAUAUUGAAUUGAAAGUAUUAUUGAAAUGAG